Myotis myotis is the source of this 1350-nucleotide messenger RNA. Its product is annotated as pyruvate dehydrogenase phosphatase regulatory subunit, mitochondrial-like. Gene Ontology annotation, molecular function: oxidoreductase activity. Gene Ontology annotation, cellular component: mitochondrial matrix; cytoplasm; mitochondrion. Bases 601 to 1092 code for a protein of 163 amino acids. The transcript is spliced from 6 exons. The record is from RefSeq and is a predicted model, not a curated record. Lineage: Eukaryota; Metazoa; Chordata; Mammalia; Chiroptera; Vespertilionidae.
GAGGCCGGGCGGCCGCUCCUGUCGGCCCCUCGGGUCUGAUGCGGGUGGCACUCGGGUUUGAUCCCUGAAUCUUCAAGUCCAUGUUGCCCAGGCCUGUGAGCCGGCGCUGGGGAGGCAGCGGGCUCGGAGAUGGGGUGAGGCGGCCCAAGGGGCACCCUUUUCCGGUGCCAGGGAUUUAUACUAAUUUCUUAAACGUGCUGAUCACCUGGCACACUCGUUUGAAAAACACAGCACCCUGAACCAGGAGGCUCAGACCCUCCGGGGUGUGUGUGUGUGUGUGUGUGUGUCCGUCCGUCCGUCCGUCCGUCCGUCCCAGGUGUGGGAAAUGCCCGCCCUCCGCGGGGCCCGCAGCGCCGUGUACGCGAGGCUGUGUCCCAGGAACAGCUCCGGGGGGUUGGAGCUCCCUGGCUCCUCUGGCUCUUGUUGGUGUGAGCAGAUCUGAACCAGCCCAGCACUGAAGUUGUUUAGCAGAAAUUACUCCUCUCAGCAGAAAAUAUUAUACAGUUAGUUUAUAUUGUAGGGUAACUUAUUUUAAAGGUCAAGUGCUUGGGAACUCCUCCUGACUGAGUGAGCGCACGCCUCCCAUUGCUGACAGACGUGAUGUUUUACCGGUUGCUAUCGGUGGUCCAAAGACAAAGAACCAGCCGAGGAUGGCAGAACUGGCCCUCAGCCAGAAGCGGUGCAUCAGCGGCCGAGGCGCAUUCUGUCGCCCUGCCUGCCCAGGCGCAGGUGGUCAUCUGUGGCGGGGGAAUCAUGGGCACAUCCGUGGCCUAUCACCUGUCCAAGAUGGGGUGGAAGGACAUUGUCCUUUUGGAGCAGGGCAGGCUGGCUGCUGGCUCUACGAGGUUCUGUGCAGGCAUCAUAAGCACUGCCAGGCACUUGGGCAUUGAGCAGAAGAUGGCAGACUAUUCAAACAAACUGUACCAGCAGCUAGAGCAAGAAACAGGGAUCCAAACAGGUGUUCAGAUCUAUGACCGGACAAGUGUUGUUCAUGUGAUGAUCAAAAAAGGUGAAGUUACUGGCGUGGAGACAGAUAAAGGACAGAUCGAAUGCCAGUAUUUUGUCAACUGUGCUGGUCAGAGCCCCUGUUGAGCUCCCUCCUGCGUAGGAUGCCAGACCUGGAGACACUGGAGAUCAUGAAGUUGGUCAAUUGCCCCGAGACCUUCACACCAGACAUGAGGUGCAUCAUGGGCGAGUCUCCUGUGGUUAAGGGCUACUUUGUCCUGGCAGGAAUGAACUCUGCUGGCCUUUCGUUUGGUGGAGGAGCUGGAAGGUUAAAGAAGAUUCCCUCAACUGAAUAUGCUGACAAGAUAGAAGAGCCGCGCCCCCCCCACCCCCCCCCUCCGCCCG